UAAUAUCCAAUCUGUGUCUGCCUGUAACGAAACAUGUCUAGUUUCCUUUUGGCUAUUUUCAUUUUAAUGGCGCUUAGAACCUCAGAGUCUUCUGAAACUGCAAACCCACUUGGAAACGAGCCCGAUCCAUUAAAUAUGAAGCUGGUGGAUCCCAUGGCAGCAGGAGAAUCACCUAACAGGAUGAUUAAGGAUCAGAAAGAUAUAGGCCUUAAGCCAACUAGCAGUAGCGAAGAGCUCCGGAAAUUGCCAAAAGCGCGAGGUCGACAGAAGAGAUUCAUUCGGAAUCCAAACUAUGUGAAAGCUAACGAAUUCUUUGAUAAGAUGAUAAGCAGUGAGUACGUAAGUAAGCGGUAUAAGGAUCUUCCGCCGCCUCACCCGGGAUUUGGAGAGGAACAACCGCCAGCAUGAACAUAUAGCCAGUGGAAUCUGCGAAAUUUUCCUGUUGGCACAUCACAUUAUAGCCCAUAUAAGGGUGUCCAUAACGACUGGGAAAUUGCCAAAGUAAACAGUAUCAGCUCCACGGAUUCCCAAUGCAAAUAAACACAAAGCACAAUAAAUCGAAUUA
Drosophila mauritiana is the source of this 565-nucleotide messenger RNA. RefSeq lists its product as uncharacterized. The record is from RefSeq and is a predicted model, not a curated record. The transcript has a single exon. NCBI's taxonomy places the organism in Eukaryota, Metazoa, Arthropoda, Insecta, Diptera, Drosophilidae. Bases 34 to 408 code for a protein of 124 amino acids.